Molecule: messenger RNA, 1053 nt
Organism: Diospyros lotus (date-plum)
Lineage: Eukaryota; Viridiplantae; Streptophyta; Magnoliopsida; Ericales; Ebenaceae
Exons: 1
Coding region: 1-1053 (350 amino acids)
Molecular function (GO): zinc ion binding; nucleic acid binding
Source: RefSeq, a predicted model, not a curated record
AUGGUAAACACUCGCCGAACCAGGAACCCUAGGCGUAGAAACAACGUUCGAGAGGAGGAGAUGCAGGACCAGCACGAGGAAGGGACGGAGAUGCCCCAAGGUAACCCACUGCCAGAAGGGAACCAAGGAGGAGGAACUCGUAUGGAUCAAAUGGAACGAGUCUUGGGAAGUAUGGUCACCCUUAUGCGAGGAACACAACCAGCGGGUCAGGUUAUCCCCCGAAAUCCUAAUGUUAGCGACAGGUUCCAGCGGUUAAACCCGCAUGUUUUUCAAGGAAAGGCAGGGACUGACCCCUGUGAGAGUGAGUUUUGGCUGGAGCAGGUCGAAAAGAUCUUUGACUUUAUUGGCUGUGAGGAGGAGGAUAAAGUUGGUUGUGCAACAUUUAUGCUUCGUGAUGAAGCUGACCAGUGGUGGAAAAUGAUGCAGAGAACCCUACAAGGUCCUGAAGGACGAGGUACGCCAGUUACUACAUGGGUGCAGUUUAAGGAACUUUUUAAUACGAAAUACUUUCCUUUGUGUAAGAAAAUGGAGAAAGGUCGGGAGUUCAUGAAUCUAAAACAAACUGGGGACAUGUCCGUCGCCCAAUACAAGGAUCACUUCACAAGGCUGAUCAAGUAUAUGCCUAUAUACAACCUGGACGAGGAAGCCAAAGCGCAGAAGUUCCUUGGAGGACUGAAGUGGAAGAUUCAACUAGCCUUAAGCUCCUUAGGGACACGCACCUAUGCAGAAGUGGUGCUGCAAGCCUUGACGGUAGAAAGCAACUUUCGGCGAAUGGAGACUUUGGGAACGGAAUUUCGUGGGCCCGGGGAUGGAAGGUUGGGAAGAAAGCAUGACUUGGGGACUCAAGGGAGGAAGUUCAAGACCAAAGGUUCAUGCCCGAAAUGUCAGAAAUAUCAUCCAGGGAAGCCUUGUGGGACAGGAGCCCAAGGAUGCUAUUCUUGUGGAGGAACUGGCCACGUGGCUCGGGAUUGCCCAAAGGGGAUCGUGUGUUUCACUUGCCAGAAGCCUGGUCAUAUCUCUCGCGACUGCCCUCAAAAGAAAGGUAUUGUUUAA